AUGGCGGACCCAAUGAGUGGCAACUACCAGAAUCUUCUGCUGAAAGGCGCAGACAAUGGGCGCCUCCAGGCUCAGAAGCAAGCGAGACCAGCCACCCCUGCUUCUGCGGUGAGGUUCCCCAACCCGAGACACGUCGAGCGACCUUCCUUUGUUCGAAGGCCCGGGCCGGCAGCGGGGCAGUCCAAGCCGAUCCCAACCCAGCAAGCAGCGGUGGUGCCUCCAGCAUGGGCUUCAAAGAAGAGCGCUACCAUGAUCAUCAAACCCAUACCCGCAACCGCCAGCCCAUGGGACAUCCGAGAAUUCUUCGAAAAGUUCGGUAAUGUCGUGUGGGUUGAACUUGACGGCGCAAGAGUCAGCCACCGGUCUGCCAAGAUUCGCUUUGAGCCUCCACCGACAGAUGUGAGCUUCUUCCAACAAGGGAAAUGCAAACUCAGCAUAGGCGGAUCCGUAUCAUGGGCUCUGAUCAAAUUCCCGAGACAGUCUGAUCAGGAACCAACCAUGACGACGCCGGGUGGGAACGCCUGCCCUACUUCGAUGGUCUUCGGUCCUGAUAGGCUUACCUUUGGCCUCCUCAUCCAACCGACGACCUUCAUGGCAAAGAAGGAGAUCCUGAAAUUGGAUGGUAAUCUUGAACUAAAGUUCACCGCCGAUUUCCGAAGGCAGAAGCUGACGGUUCACUUCCCCAUUUCUGUCUACGGUGAGCGGCAGUACUACCGCAUCGAGAUGAAGUUUGGAAUCAUCAAAAGCAUUUACCGGAUGGCCUCAGUUCUCGUCGUCCAUCUUGCAGAUCCUCCAUUGGCCCGAAAGAAACAAACCGGGAUGGAUGGGGCGGGCUGGGUAGAUCGUUUGGUCUGGGGAGAGGAUGAGCUCUGGUACCGAGCCGUCGACGUUGGGACCAACUCACAGAAUCCCCCAACCAAGCCCGUAUCUCUCGACGAGGACCCCGGGAUAAUCGACUUUGGCCGUUGGACGACCUAUUGGGUGGAUCUAGACAACAAAUCCGCCCAGGAACAAUGGUCGGUCAUCGAGGGCCAUCUCCGUGAUUGGAACAUCGCGACAAAGACAGAAGCCAUUUUCACACGGAUUCCAUCUACAAAACCAGAGCUCUGGGACUUGCUAGCCGAUCCGCAUUUUGACGUAUCGACAGCGGCGAGCCCCACCUGGGACAACGGCCUCAUUCUUCUCUCCGCCAUGACACACAUAUCUCUACCAUAUGAGGUUCGAUACCAACUAGAAGUUUGCAUCUCGCGCGGGAUCCUCAGCGAAUACAACAUAAGACGCGACUUUCUUGAAAAGCUCUUCGAGAUGUCGAAGCCAAGGGACCUCAAACCUAACCGUGCCCGUUUGGUCCUCGAGUAUGCCGCAGAUGAAGGCAAGCCGGUGUACAACCCCAUGGAGCUGUUUGAAGAUCGUGGCGCCAUGGCCUACUAUCCGACAACCCUCCAUAUUCCCGAUUAUUGCGCCCUGGUUCGAAAGGUGACCGUCACACCGACGCGGAUCUUUUUUAGCACACCGACAGUGGAGACGACCAACCGCGUCGUCCGCCGGUAUAAGGAUGUUCAAGACCACUUCAUCCGCGUCCAAUUUACAGACGAGCUGUUAGACGGGAGGAUUAGGGCCAGUGACGUCGACCGAGAUGAUGAGCUCUAUGCCCGGGUCUGCCGCGUCAUGACACAAGGCAUACGUAUGGGAAAAUGGCACUGGAAGUUCUUGGCCUUUGGCAACUCGCAAAUUCGGGAGAACGGCGCCUUUUUCUUCUGCGAACCGGAAGACGGCACUACCACUUGCCACUCCAUACGUGAAUGGAUGGGAAACUUUGACCACAUUUCUUCGGUCGCCAAACUUGCCGCUCGGCUCGGGCAGUGCUUCUCGACCACUCGCCUCUUGAACUGCAUCUCGGCUCCGCGGAUAGUCAAGAUUCCCGAUAUUGAGUCUAACGAUGGGUUUUGCUUCACCGAUGGUGUCGGGAAAAUAUCUUUCCCUCUGGCCAGUCUUGUGUCUGAGGCCUGGAAGAUCGAUACGCGUCCCUCAGCGUUCCAGUUCCGGAUGGGCGGCUGCAAGGGCGUUCUAGUGACCUGGCCUGACGCCAAAGGAACCGAAGUUCACGUCCGGCCGUCCCAAGAGAAGUUCUCGGCUGAGUACAAUGGCUUAGAGAUCAUCCGGUGCUCGCAAUUCUCCUGCCCGACCCUGAACCGGCAGACAAUCCUGAUCCUUUCGUGCCUGGGCGUUCCCGACGACGUCUUUAUCGACAUGAUGGCAGGGCAAAUUGCAAGCUACGACACUGCUAUGACGAACCAAGACAGGGCCAUUGAGUUGCUCAGCAAGUACGUGGAUGGGAACAUGACAACAACAACCAUCGCAACAAUGAUCUUAAACGGGUUUAUGCAUACGCGCGAGCCCUUCGUCCGAACCCUUCUCCAGCUCUGGCGCUCCUGGUCCAUCAAGGGCCUAAAAGAGAAGGCGAGGCUUGUCGUGGACCAGGGCGCCUUUUUGCUUGGUUGUGUGGACGAAACGGGGACUCUAAGAGGCCAUUCUCGGGCAACCGAGGGCCGAAAUGGCAUCACCCAAAAUGACCUCCCCCAAAUCUUCCUACAGGUGCCCGAUCGAAAGGAUCGAGGUGCGUACAAGGUCGUCACGGGCAUCUGCAUCGUCGGGCGUAAUCCAUCGCUCCACCCCGGCGACAUUCGGGUAGUAGAAGCGGUGGACGUACCUGAACUACGGCACCUCCGAGACGUCGUGGUAUUUCCGCUGAAGGGGGACAGGGAUGUCCCAAGCAUGUGUUCUGGCGGCGACCUAGAUGGCGACGACUUCUUUGUAAUUUGGGACCCCAAGCUCAUCCCCCCGGAGUGGAGUCAUCCUCCCAUGAACUAUACCGCGCCCGAGCCGCUGAACGAAUCCCAAGAGUCGAUUGUUAACAGCCUAGCCUUCUUUUUUGUUCUGUUCAUGAAGAACGACAGGUUGCCCCUGAUCGCCCAUGCCCACCUCGCCACGGCCGACUACGAGGUUACGGGUGCAAAGCAUUGGAAGUGCCUUCAGCUCGCUAGUCUACACUCGAUCGCGGUCGACUACGUCAAGACCGGGAUUCCCGCCCGAUGGAACAAGAAGCUUGACCCUCGCAAGUACCCCCAUUUCAUGGAGAAGGCCAAAGCCAAAUCCUAUCGAUCAACCAGUGUUCUGGGGAAGCUUUAUGACAUGAUCGACAAGGAAGUCUUUGACAAUAGGGAUAAUUACAAGUUGCCGUUUGACGACCGCAUCCUCAAGCGGUUUGAACUGGGCCACCCUCUGCUCAAGGAGGCCAGAAAGAUCAAAACCCAGUAUGACAUUUCCAUGCGCAGGAUUAUGGGCCAGCUUGAGAUCAGGACUGAAUUCGAGAUCUGGGCGGCAUUCGUCAUGUCCAAGCCGCGAGUUGGGACUGAUUACAAGGUCCAGGAGAAGGUCGGUCGCGAGUCGGCAGGCCUCAAGAAGCAGUUUCGCGACUUGUGUCUCAAAGUGGUGGAGGAGCAUGGCUUCAACAGACAGGAGUUUGUUGCUGCCAUGUACAAGGUUACGUGGGAGGAAACGCGGAUCGCGCUCCACGAAGCUCGUCAGCCGCAUGUGCUCCCAGAUGGGACAGUGGGCUUGCGGCGAGUCACCGCGCGCUCCAUGCCGUUAAUCAGCUUUCCUUGGCUGUUUCCAGAUGAUAUGGGCAAGAUUGCUCUCGGCACCGAGCGGCUUCCCAAUCUGAUGGAGCUCGGUAUCGUUCCGCCAUCUACAAACCCGAUGCCUAAGGGACCUAAUAUGGCGCAACUGGAGACCGAGCCCGACCUGGCGGGAAUGGACUACACUAAGACAAGCGAUGGCCAAUUCAUCCACCGCGGGGAGAUACUUCACCUAUUCCGUCAUAACGAUGAUGGCGAGGAUGGGUUCUACUACGACGAUGGCUCCGAUAGCCCCGAUCCUUCAGGUGAUUCUGCGUCUGACACGGCAUCGAAGCAAGAGCAAGAGGUGAAAAAGAUGGCAGAUGACUUCGCCACUCUUCUCGAUUCAGACGCCUCCUUGGAUGCCGAAUCGCCUAUCCAGGAGAACGCCGACAUCAUGCAGGUACUCUCAUCGCCGAAAUUGAGCGACCAUGCUGCAGAGUCGGCCCUCCUGGACCUCCUCUCUUCAGACAUGGACACAAACCUUGACUCCACUCCCUGUCUCACACCGGUCAGGAUUUACGCCCAGCAGCCAGAUACGGUGGCGACCACGGAAACCGUCCAAUCGAUCAACCGCAGCGUAGAGGAAGCAUCCGUCGCCGUUGCUACAGACCACAAGGAUAAGGACGGGGCCGCCCGCAACCCGGACGCGGCGUCGGUCGUCUCAGACUCCAAUACAAGCAGCUGGAACCGUGCCACCCCGCCGGUCUCAGAGCCGCCGGCGGAAUUGCCUGUCGAUUAUAUUCCUGUGUCGUCCCACCGAGCGCGCCGGGGCGGCCAGAGGCUGAACCAGGUUGAGCUUUGGGCGGAUGGCGCCGGCAGCGGCUUGGGCAAGGGCAUAGUUGGAGCGCCGGGCUAUGCGCUGAACGAGAGAGAGGCUGCGGCUGCUCUUCCGGCGUAUGUUGACCCGUUUGCUCCUGCCAAGGCGUUGGCGGUGGAGGAGGUGGUUGGUGGCGUGCCGGACGAGGAGGUGGAGUAUCAAGAGGAUGUCAUUGAGGUGGAGGCGGAGACGACGCUGGAGAAGGCCGCGCGGUUUGCUUGA
Molecule: messenger RNA, 4719 nt
Organism: Chaetomium globosum CBS 148.51
Lineage: Eukaryota; Fungi; Ascomycota; Sordariomycetes; Sordariales; Chaetomiaceae
Exons: 2
Coding region: 1-4719 (1572 amino acids)
Biological process (GO): siRNA processing
Cellular component (GO): nuclear RNA-directed RNA polymerase complex
Molecular function (GO): RNA-directed RNA polymerase activity; nucleic acid binding
Source: RefSeq, a predicted model, not a curated record